Erigeron canadensis is the source of this 2383-nucleotide messenger RNA. RefSeq lists its product as uncharacterized. Gene Ontology annotation, molecular function: ATP binding; transmembrane receptor protein tyrosine kinase activity. The coding region runs from base 1 to 2313 and encodes 770 amino acids. The transcript is spliced from 6 exons. NCBI's taxonomy places the organism in Eukaryota, Viridiplantae, Streptophyta, Magnoliopsida, Asterales, Asteraceae. Gene Ontology annotation, cellular component: plasma membrane; plasmodesma. Gene Ontology annotation, biological process: protein autophosphorylation. The record is from RefSeq and is a predicted model, not a curated record.
AUGGCAUCCUUCAUGAAUGAAUUUGAGCAUCUUAGAAUACAACUGGAGGAGAUAAAAAGAGCCACCAAUGGUUUCAGUAACAAAGUUAUUGGAGCUGGUGGAUUUGGGUCCGUGUAUCAAGGAGAGGUGUCUCACUCUAAGGGGCGCUGCAGCGUUGCUAUUAAGCGUCUAAAUCGUCAAUUUGGGCAAGGAGAUCCUGAAUUCUUGAAAGAGAUCAUGCUGCUUUCCCGAUAUACACAUCAAAACCUUGUCUCUCUUCUAGGAUUUUGUGACGAGGAAGACGAGAAGGUCCUUAUCUAUGAAUUUGCAUCAAAGGGGAGUCUGGAUAGGCACUUGAGUGAUCCCGAUCUUACAUGGGUUCAACGCAUCAAGAUAUGUCUGGGGGCCGCAAAGGGACUAAGUUACCUUCAUGAUCCUGAAGGAAGAAACCAACGAGUUCUUCAUUGUGAUAUAAAAAGUGCUAAUAUUCUUCUCGACGAGAGUUUGACAGCUAAAGUAGCUGACUUUGGGCUAUCCAAAAUGGGCCCCGCUAAUCAACAAUACUCAGUUCUACUCACCAAUGCAUUGGGUACUGCAGGGUACUGUGACCCGUUAUUUAUAAAGAUGUUCACCCUAACGAAAGAAUCAGAUGUAUACUCUUUCGGCGUCGUCUUAUUUGAAGUUCUAUGCGGGAGUUUAUGCUAUCAAUAUAGUAAUGGGCAGGUUAAGAUUUUUGUGGAUAUAUGGAAACAAAAGUUUUUAGAAAAUGAGGUAGAUAAGAUUGUGCUUCAACAUCUUAAGCCACAAAUGCACCCAACUACUUUAAAGUUAUUUUCAGACGUUGCAUUUCAAUGUUUAAACGAUUCUCGUGAAGGGCGACCAACAAUGUCUAUUGUUGUGGAAAGUUUAGAGAAAACACUUGAAUUUCAGGAGCUUUAUGAUCUAAAAGUACCAGAAGCGUACAAGGUGAUACUGCAUGCUGCGGUACCUCCCUUGAGGUUUACAUCUAUUGACGACCUCAACCAUCUUUUCUCUAAUGGAGUCAUUCUUAAUGCUGAAAACACGUGGUUUUCAAGAAAUGAUAAGGGAGCACACUAUAUACUUAAAUUCAUCCAUGAACGUUUGAUUCAAGAGGCAGGACAACGUCAUCGCAAUGUCUCCCGGUACAUCAGAUCAUCAAGUUUUCCAUUGGGCUCCUAUCCUUCAUCCGACUGCAGAUUCAAAGCAUGCGUCAAAACCCAAUUCUUGUCACCACUUAUGACGUAUAGAGUAAGCCUCGUCUUCCAAUUCGAAGCUACUGACGACUAUAUGGCAAAAGGUUGUAUAUUGCUUAAAUACAAGUUAGCCGGGGAUAAGUAUAGCCAGCUUUCUCAUGCCGCGUAUGAUGAAGAAAAUGGAUGGUGGAAGGUUGAAUUGUAUCACUUUAUCAACGAAGGAACUACAGUUGAUCUAGAAAUUAUAUUUGAUGGGAGUCGGGGCUCGGUAAUAGUGGAGGGUAUUGAAUUUCUACCCCUUGAAACAGUGGAACUUCAGAUAUUGGAAGAAGAUCAGAAGCAUGUGAAUUUGGAAGCAAGCCUAUCAGAUCCAGAAGAUGAUACAUUUUGGGAAAACAAGUUGCCAACUGAUUAUAAAGAUAUAAUCAAGUUUUCAAAACAACGUUUGCAAUGGAAAACCAACAAGGAACUUUACUAUAUUUUGUUCGAAGGGUUAUUGAUCAAUUAUAACCCGUUUUUUUCUUCUUUCCAGCAGCUUACGAUUCAUGGCCAACAGUGGUUUUGUAUUGACAAAAAUGGGAAGACAUGUAUAAUGCUACCGGCUAGAGCCGUUUGCAUAUUGGAAAAUAAUUGGAAUAAAGUUUUACACGAGUGGAAGCCGCUACCCCAAUCCAGAUUUGAAGAAGGGCUUGUGGCCUCAUCUUCUUCUAAUAUUGUUAUAAAAGAAAAUAAUAAGUUUGGAGUAUUGUCAUCUCAAACAAAUUAUGCAUGCUACCUUGUUUACAAAAUAGAAAAAAGUGAAUACGUGUCUCUUAUGAGCGUGAAGUAUAAAAGUGUAUUAGGCAGUCGAGUUUAUUGGGAUUUGACUUCUCUUUUCUAUUUAGUUAGUCCUAAAACGCCAGUUAUAAGACCAAAGGCUGGUCAAAACACCCACAAUCCUUCCUGUAGACCUAAACUAAUAGAUGUACCGCAACAAAGGAAGGAUGGAUGGAUGGAAGUAGAAAUAUGGAGAUUUCAAACAGAUACUUCCAAGACGUCGAUUCCGAGACUCAUCUUGUCAUCUGCACACGGGGAUCACAAAGGAUUGACUAUAAUGGGCAUUGAUUUUAGACCCAGAUAGAUCAUUAAUUAAUUGUGCUGAUAUUUUAGCUACCAUGUAUGUGAAACAUUAUAUUGAUGUUUUGUUGAUU